AGCUAAUAAAAACCAAGCUCUAUUUAUAACUCCACUAAAAUAAAAUACCAGCCGGCGCUACACUAAAUAGGAAACAUCAUUCUAGUCAUACUACGUAUCUAGCACAACAUUCGUAUAUGCACCAUAUGUAAAAGUGACUUGAUAAGAUUUGUUUUGUUCGAGAUGAAGACGGUGCUUCAGAAUGUGUUGUGGCUCGUUUCAUUCGUCGCUUACCAAGAUUUCUGUCUGGCCAGUCAGAAUGUAACUAUAGGAGUACUUCUGAGUGAGGAAAAUCAUCAGUUCGAGGUUGCGUUGAAUUCCACAUUACACAAAAAGAACGCGGACAUCUUGAAGGACCUCUUCAAGAGCAAUGUUAAAAAUAUUUCCAAGGUCGACUCAUUCGAAGCCAGCAAAACUCUGUGUGGAAUGUUGAACGCCGGAAAUGGAGUGGCAGCAGUGAUAAGCUUCGAGUCGUUAACGUCAGCCGUACAAGAAUCGAUAUGCGAUCACUUUGAAGUGCCCUAUAUCAUGACCUCAUGGAGACCAUCGACCACGAGACGCACUAACACGGUUGUAAAUUUUUUCCCAGAGGACCAACUCUACGCGCAAGCGCUCGCAGAAGUGGUAAAAAGUUUGCGGUGGAGCAGCGCCGUUAUUCUCUACGAAAGCGAGGAAGGGCUUUUGAGAAUGCGGGGAAUCCUUGAACUCCGGGAUUUCAAGCAUGACAGCGAGAAAAAUAACAUUCUGGUGAAACAGUUGGGUGCUGGGAAUGACCACAGAUCUUUGUUAAAAGAAAUUAAAAAUGGUUGGGGAGACAAUAUAAUUUUGGAUUGUAAAACAGAAAGUAUUAUACCGUUUCUAAAACAGGCUAAAGAUCAAAAUUUACUAAAUUCGCGUAAUAACUAUCUUUUGACGUCACUGGACGCACAUACUUUGAAUUAUGGAGAACUGGACACUGCAGCAAACAUAACUACCAUAAGGCUCUUCGAUUACAACGGUGAAGACUUUAAGAACAUCAUAACGGGGUCGAAAGACGGCCUUGAAAUGAAACAAAUCAAAACGGAAACAGUGCUUUUUUACGAUGCUCUGCAAUACAUCACCCAGUCUAUUACACACCAUUAUUACACCGAAAGGAAUAUAAAGACUAAUCCCAUCAGUUGUCAUGAAAAAAUAAUGUCCGAAUAUGGAUAUGCCUUUGCCGCUUACAUGAAAGAAAUCGAGCCUCCAUCAACAUUGUCUGGACCCAUAAAAUUCGACGACAAUGGAAAUCGCAUUAAUUUUAACAUGCAAGUGGUGGAUAUUCUUCAAGAUCGAAUAAUUGCCGACUGGUUUGCAAGUAACCAAUCGCUGCUUUUAAGGAGAUCUCCCACGGUGAGACAGUUCCUUGGAAAUCAAGGCAUUGUCAUUGUCUCAUCCAGGCUUGGUGAACCUUAUUUAAUGUAUAGAAAACCCAAAGAGGGUGAAAUAUUGUACGGAAACGACAGAUACGAAGGUUACUCGUUGGAUUUAAUAACAGAAAUAGCGAAAUUAAUCGGUUAUAAAUUUGAAUUUCGUUUAACUGCAGACGGGCAAUAUGGGCAAUGGAACGAAAGGAAUAAAAAAUGGUCGGGGCUUAUUGGAGAUAUUUUGGAGGAGAAAGCAGAUCUUGCCGUUUGCGAUCUAACGAUUACGCAUCAAAGAAGAGAAGUUGUUGACUUCAGUAUGCCGUUUAUGACACUAGGAAUAAGUAUUCUGUACACAAAGGCGGAAAUGAACGACGUCAAGUGGUUCUCCUUCGUAAAUCCGUUUUCGAUCUCCGUUUGGAUUUAUACAGCCGCAUUGUAUUUGAUCGUUUCCGUCGUAUUAUAUUUCAUAUCCAGGAUAACUCCUGGAGAUUGGGAAAACCCCCAUCCGAGCGAUGAUCAUCCGGAACAGCUGGAAAACAUAUGGGACAUCAAAAAUUGUCUGUGGUUAACUUUGGCGUCGGUAAUGACGCAAGGCUGUGAUAUACUGCCAAA
Anoplophora glabripennis (Asian longhorned beetle) is the source of this 1976-nucleotide messenger RNA. RefSeq names its product glutamate receptor ionotropic, kainate 3. Gene Ontology annotation, molecular function: transmitter-gated monoatomic ion channel activity involved in regulation of postsynaptic membrane potential; glutamate-gated receptor activity. Gene Ontology annotation, cellular component: plasma membrane; postsynaptic membrane. Gene Ontology annotation, biological process: synaptic transmission, glutamatergic; modulation of chemical synaptic transmission. The annotation marks the transcript as partial. The record is from RefSeq and is a predicted model, not a curated record. The transcript has 11 exons. Lineage: Eukaryota; Metazoa; Arthropoda; Insecta; Coleoptera; Cerambycidae.